CAUCUACGUCUGGCAAUACGAGCUGUCUUUCAGCUGGACGAAAAAUACAAAUUACUCUAAAAUCUGUGAAAAUUCGAGUUUUGCUUGUUUAAAAUGCAAAUUGCUAGUUAAUAAUAUAACUGCGUGACGGUUUUCUUUUGAGAGGUUCCAGAAACUGGAUAAUAUAAUUAUUUGGAUUUGAUUAAUGUCUUGAUAAAGAAAUUAGUCUUUGUUUAUAGUGUAGUAGUAGUUAAAAGUGUCGUGCUAGAUAAAUCAUUACCCCCGCCCUGAUCUUGUCUACAGAACAAAGUUCAAUUAAAUACUUUAGUAAAUCAAUAGAACUUCACGUCGAGGGUUGACAUGUCUGAAAGCGCAGCAAUGGCAACUAAUUUUCGCAGUCCGUCCAUGACGGAACCUAAUUUAAUGCCACCAGCAACAAUAGGUGGUUUUGGUGGAAACAGCAUGUCCACAGGGCCGAUUUUAAGAACACCAGCAGGAAAUGUGCAGUCAUUGGCUGCACCCCCUCCAUUACCAGUGAUACCAAGUGCAUAUGGAGGCGGAAAUUUCAGCAGUAACUAUGGAGGAUAUGGUGGCGGGUAUGGCUCGGCAGGGUAUGGUGGUUUCGGAAGCUAUGGCGGCGGCUUUGGAGGCUACGGAGGUUUUGGUAGCAGCUAUGGCGGUUACGGAGGAUAUGGGGGUGGCUAUGGCGGAGGUUAUGGCCGUUAUGGAGGUGGCAUGAACCCUAUGGACCCAGAAAGCCGUUUCAUACAAAUGGCUGAAGCAAGUUCUAGGCCUGCUUUCCAAAGCAUUGAAUCGCUGGUAAUGGCUAUUGGAAACAUUGCUUCUAUGUUGGAUUCCACAUUUUUUGCACUGACAAGUUCGUUUAGGGCAAUUUUGGGAGUGGCUGCGAAUUUUGGACGUCUACGUGGUGUGUUUUCUCAAUUUUGGCAUACAUUCGCCUUGUUCCGGGGCAUAACGUGGCUAUACAGAAAGCUACUCUAUUGGUUGAAAGUAUCUGACAUGGAUCCCUCAUCGGAAACAUUUAAAAAAGCUUUUGCCGAAGCCAUGAAUGAAACAUCAGCACAGCAAGGAGCACCCAAAUUGCCACGUAAAGGACAAUCACCAUGGCCAGUACUCGCUUUUCUCAGUUUUAUAUUCACUGCUCCCUAUUUGAUAAUGAAAUUACUGGGAACGGUAUCGAACACAGCCCAGGAAGAAGCUCGCAAUCCCAGCAGAUGGGUGCAUCCAAUCCAGUCCGUAGCUCUAUAUGAUUUCCAAGCUAGAAAUCCCUCCGAGCUUACCAUAUCUGCCGGCCAACGUAUUAUUAUAGCACCCAAAGAAAUUCAAAAUACAUUAGCAUUGCUUAACACCGGUUGGGCUAUGGCUUCUACAGAUGGUCAAAAUGCUGGUAUUAUACCAAUUAAUUAUGUAAAAUCACCUCAACAAAUGCGUCAGGAUCAGAUGUCGAAACCAAAUAUUGAUACAGCGCCAGCGCCAGCACCAGUGCAACAUCUGCCGGAUGUGGCUUCUGUUAAUGCAUCCGAUACCUAUGCGGCACCACAACCUGAACUGAUGAACCUCUCGGCAAAUGCUUUUCCCUCACCUCCAGCAAUGGCUAAUGCCACACUUGGAGCGGAUUUUGAAAUAGCUCCUCAGCCAAUUGGACCUCCACAAACUUUAGAUGUAGCAGCUGCCUUACAAAAUGGGAUCUAAAACGCAAAACGAUUACCAGUCAUAGCUAUUUAAAUAUUAUAUGCAAACAAAAUUAAAAAAUUAUAAACCCAAGUACAUUCUAUUGUUCGGAAUUAAGGUAGUUCGUAGUAUAUUUUAAGCUUAUAAUUGCUGUGUUUUAUGUUAGUACUAUAUAGUGCAAAUCACGAUUAAUCGGUUUCUAUUAUGUUAUCGGAUGAUAUCCAUAUUUCACGCGUACAACUUUGAAUUGAUAUUCCAUUCAGAACAUCUGACUUGCACUGGAUAGAACUAAAAUACAAAACAACCAAUUUGUGCAAACUCUGUCUUAUUUUCCUUACCUCUUUGAUAUCGGACCUGUAAGACUAAGGUGGCAGCCUUUGUCGAUGAAGGAAUCCAUCGGGUCAAUCCGGUACGUACAACCGGCUGCCAUAGGAUCGGUUGUUGUACCUUGAAUUGUGUCUUGCUUAAGUCGACUACUGUGGAUAUUUUCCUCGUUUGGUAUAAGAUUGUUUUUUUUUAUAUGUAAAGUAUAUGUGUAAUGUUGUAGGUAUAAUUAUGUGAGUUAUAGGGUCGCGCAUAGCUAACGAUAUAAGUGAUGGAUUUUGUAACUAUAAUCGUCCUAUUUAAUUUUCUAUAAUAUUAAAUUAAUUUUAAUAUAAUUCAAUGAAAUGCGAUAAAUAUAUAACUCAGUCUUGAAUGAA
This is a messenger RNA of Stomoxys calcitrans (stable fly), 2372 nucleotides long. It is a transcript of the gene Pex13, whose product is annotated as peroxisomal membrane protein PEX13. The transcript is spliced from 3 exons. Gene Ontology annotation, molecular function: protein binding. Gene Ontology annotation, cellular component: peroxisome; peroxisomal membrane; peroxisomal importomer complex. The coding region runs from base 340 to 1692 and encodes 450 amino acids. The record is from RefSeq and is a predicted model, not a curated record. Gene Ontology annotation, biological process: protein import into peroxisome matrix, docking. Lineage: Eukaryota; Metazoa; Arthropoda; Insecta; Diptera; Muscidae.